Tigriopus californicus is the source of this 1473-nucleotide messenger RNA. RefSeq lists its product as uncharacterized. The transcript has 2 exons. Lineage: Eukaryota; Metazoa; Arthropoda; Copepoda; Harpacticoida; Harpacticidae. Bases 1 to 1473 code for a protein of 490 amino acids. The record is from RefSeq and is a predicted model, not a curated record.
AUGGCUCCUGUGAAAAUUAACUUCAAGGUCAAUCAAACUACUCAUCAGGUGGUUGCCUUUUCCAUGAAUAACAUCAUGAACGGUGUUGAGCAAGUAAAAUGGUCAAGUUGGAAGGUGCACUUCGAACAUUUGAAGGAUCUGCCUCGAUGUGAUUCAUACAGAGAAACUGACGUGUUAAUUGGGUUGGACAAUGUGGAUAUACUGAAACCUUUGGAAGUGAGAACGGGUGCGAAGGGAGAGCCGUACGCAGAACGCACUCUUCUGGGUUGGGUCGCCCGCGGUCCAGCAGCCCCUCGAAGAAAAGAUGAGACCCUGGGUCAACAGGUUUGGAGUCAUUUUGUUAAAUCGCGAGUGAACGUGGAGCGAUUCUUCGACGGGGAGGCUCUGGGCACGGAGGUCGAGAAAGAAGUUUCAUAUUCCAAAGAUGACCUUAAAAUGAUGAAGCAUUUAAGUAACGGCAUUAAGAAGAUUCCAGAUAUGCCUGGGUACGUGUUCAAACUUCCGUCGAGACCUGAAGUCGAGAACCUAAAAGACAACCGGAGAAUUGCUGAGCAAAGGCUGGCUGGUCUCCUCACAAGAUUUGUCCGAGAUUCAGAGUUUGAGGCUGACUAUGAGGAGGCUAUCAACCAAUAUUUGGAGAGGGGUUAUGAUCAAAAGAUAUACGAAUACAAUCCAGAGCAAGAACCUGAGCUGGGGGAUCCAAGGUUGGAGAAUGGCCAAUUCUUCUUACCACAUCAAGGGGUGUACAAAACUGAAGCAAAGGAAAAGUUGCGCGUCGUGUUUGAUAGCUAUGCUGAACAUGACGGACUAAGUCUGAACACUGUCUUAUAUUGCGGACCUAAAUUGCUGAUGGAUAUAUCUGAAGUCUUGUUACGUUUUCGUGAAUUUGGGGUGGCCUACACAGCAGAUGUGUCUGACAUGUUCUCCAAGAUUUUCUUGAAUGAGCAGGAUGCUAAGAAACACCGAUUUUUAUGGAAAAAGCCAGGUCAAGACAUGAUUCAAGUGCUUCAGAUGAACAGGCUGACCUUUGGGGAUGGACCGAGUCCCUGCUUGGCAAUCGCAACCUUAAGAAAAACAGCAAGUGAAUUUGGAAAACCUGGAAGUGAAGCCGUUGAGACAAUCCAAAAUGGGUUUUAUGUUGAUGAUCUUUUAGAUUCUGUGCCCACAUUGGAAGACGCUAAUUGGAAGGCCAAGGAAAUUGACGGAACGCUCAGAAAAGGCAAUUUCGUGUUACACAAGUGGUUAUGCAACAAGGCUGGCUUUAAUUGGGAAGAACCGACCAUUGAAAAAGCCACCACAGUCUUGAGAAUGGCUUGGAAUGCAAUGGAGGAUACCAUCGCUUUGAAGGUCUCAGUUGGGAUGAGGACCUGGAAAAGAAAGCUCUCAACAUUCAAAAUGACAAGGAUAGAUCGGGCAGACUGUGGGAGGAAGUCAUUUGGUGGAAGGAGUGGUGUUCAAGAAUUAAUGCAGUGA